AUGUACUUGGAUAGCAAAGAUGAUGGAGCAAUCUCUGGAAAUCUAGAGAUGGAGCUGAGUCAGACAUCCUCUCCACACAAUGCUAACUUGCACGGGAAGGUGGCAGCUGAACCAAUUGCCAGCAACUUCAAUGAGCUGCAGCUGUUAAAGGAGUUUCAUGGAAUGGUGUCUGUCCAGGGACAGCCAGAAAAGCCCUAUCAAAAUGGAGCAAUAGGGCAGGAUUGCUGUGUUCCCCUUGGGAAAGAUUUGAGCCCACUCGCCAUGCAGGAGAGGUACCACUUUGGUUUGCCGAAAUUAUUCAGCGCAAGGUCAAAGGACAACUGCUUUACAGAGAAGACGCCUUUGCUGAAGGUUUCCUCUGAGGACAAUGGAUUACGAUGUCUGGCUCUUCAUAAUCCAGAUUUUACCACAGAUGAUGAUUCAUGGGAUAACAGCUCUGCAGAAUUUGAGCAAAGGUCUCACCUAGGCAGUGAAAUGGCCAGCUUAUCUAGAUCUGCUUCCUCUGAGAAAUAUGAACUCUUGGACAACCUUCAUGUCAAGUUCAAUUUAUCAAAGAUGAGAUGCUGUUUAAGAUUCCUAAAAGUUUCAACCCUUUUUAUCUUUGUAGUGGUGUGCUCUAUUUUAUUUAGCACUUAUCCAGAUCAAGGAGCACCCUGGCAGAUGUUGGCUGUGUCACCAUUGGAAAGCUACUCUAUGAAUAUUACAGAUUUUCGUGAAUCCGCUCUGCUGAAGUUAGAACUAGGAGGACCUUUUGCAGCAGAUGUGGUUGAUCGGCGGGCAGAGGAAUACAUAGUAGUGCAAAUUGGGCAGAUACAAGACCCUGGAUCUAGAAGGAGACGUCAGCCACAGGUCUUAUACAACUGGACUCUACCUUUAAACUCAAGACGAAAUGAGCAAGUUAUCACAACUAGAAUCUUUGAGAUCCUUAACAGUAAUGCAAUCUCCAUAAACAUUCAAGCUUUCCUACAGGAGUCUGAAAUUGUUCCUCUCUCCAUGAAGCAUCAGUACCUUCAUGCAAAUAUAGAGACACAAGUAACAAUUGCAUCAGUCAUCUUAGCAGGCGUUUAUGUGCUUAUCAUAUUGGAGACUGUUCACAGAACCCUAGCAGCAAUGUUGGGCUCCUUGGCAGCUUUAGCUGCAUUAGCUGUGGUUGGUGAGAGACCAAGCAUGAUCAAAGUGGUGGAGUGGAUUGAUUAUGAAACCCUGGCGCUGUUGUUUGGAAUGAUGCUUUUAGUGGCCAUAUUUUCAGAAACUGGAUUUUUUGAUUACUGUGCAGUAAAGGCUUACCAACUGUCUAGAGGCAGAGUGUGGGCCAUGAUUAUCAUUCUGUGUCUUAUUGCUGCAAUUCUUUCUGCAUUUUUGGACAACGUUACCACAAUGCUUCUCUUUACUCCAGUAACCAUAAGGUUAUGUGAGGUACUUAAUCUUGAUCCUAGACAUGUGCUGAUUGCAGAAGUUAUCUUCACAAACAUUGGAGGGGCUGCCACAGCUGUCGGGGAUCCACCAAAUGUGAUUAUUGUUUCAAAACAGGAAGUGAGGAAGGCGGGAUUGGAUUUUGCAGCAUUUACAGGACAUAUGUUUGUUGGAAUUUGUCUUGUUCUUCUGGUCUCCUUUCCUUUCCUCAGACUCCUUUACUGGAACAAAAAACUUUACAACAAGGAGCCAAGUGAGAUUGUUGAACUGAAACACGAGAUCCAUGUUUGGAGACUGACAGCACAACGCAUCAACCCUGCCAGCAGAGAAGAAACUGCUGUGAAAUGCCUCUUAAUGCAGAAAGUUCUGACUCUGGAGAUCUUGCUGAGAAAAAAACUCAAAACGUUCCAUAGACAAAUUUCACAAGAAGAUAAAAACUGGGAAACAAAUAUUCAGGAGCUCCAAAAAAAACACAGAAUAACAGACAAAAUACUUCUCAUCAAAUGCCUGACUGUGUUGGGAUUUGUUAUCCUGAUGUUCUUUCUCAAUUCAUUUGUUCCAGGCAUUCAUCUAGAUCUUGGGUGGAUUGCAAUGUUGGGAGCUAUUUGGCUACUAGUGUUAGCUGACAUCCAUGAUUUUGAGAUGAUACUAAACAGAGUGGAAUGGGCAACACUUCUUUUCUUUGCAGCACUGUUUGUUCUAAUGGAGGCUUUGGCUCAUCUUCAUUUAAUAGAUUAUAUAGGAGAACAGACAGCUUUGUUAAUAAAGGUGGUUCCCGAGGAUCAACGCCUAGCAGUUGCUAUCAUUUUAGUACUCUGGGUCUCUGCUCUGGCUUCCUCCCUAAUUGACAACAUUCCAUUCACAGCUACAAUGAUUCCCGUGCUUCUUAACCUGAGUCAAGAUCCUGAUGUUAACCUGCCUGUGAAACCACUAAUCUUUUCAUUGGCCAUGGGUGCGUGUCUUGGAGGUAAUGGGACAUUGAUUGGUGCAUCUGCAAAUGUUGUUUGUGCAGGAAUUGCAGAACAGCAUGGCUAUGGCUUCUCUUUCAUGGAGUUUUUCAGGUUGGGUUUCCCCAUGAUGAUUGUGUCCUGUACUAUUGGGAUGUGUUAUCUCCUUGUUGCUCAUGUCGUACUGGGUUGGAACUCUUAAUAAUUCAUACUUUCAAGACCAAAAGAAGCUUUCUAUCUCGUUCGAUCUAUACAUCAGAGCACUAAGAAGACACCAUAGAAAAGAAGAAGAAAAAAACACACUUUAAAAAGCGACAUAUUGAUUAAAAUGAUUGGCAGUCUUAGUUUUUGUCACUCAUAACCUUAUGUUCUGUGAACAAUUUGCAGAGCUGAGUACUGAAGUUUAAAGGAUUCAAAUUGUUUGUCAUGGUCAAUAUUAAUAAGCACAUAAAGAGAUACCAUCACAAGGGAAUAUGUUGUGUCCUGAAACUUUGUCUUGUUACAAUCUGAGUACAGUCACAGAUGAAAAGACCUCAUUCACAAUGGAAGAUGUUCAGUAGUUUCUUCUUAGGGGUUCAUUUGUCUUUGUCAAUAUAUUUAGCUAUUUGUAUUAAAGUAACUAACAUUCAGUGUGUACAAGCUGUAACAAUAGACAUAUAAGCAGACAAUCUGUACACUAUGAAGG
Trachemys scripta elegans is the source of this 3045-nucleotide messenger RNA. It is a transcript of the gene OCA2, whose product is annotated as OCA2 melanosomal transmembrane protein. Gene Ontology annotation, cellular component: melanosome membrane. The record is from RefSeq and is a predicted model, not a curated record. The transcript is spliced from 23 exons. The coding region runs from base 1 to 2562 and encodes 853 amino acids. Gene Ontology annotation, biological process: transmembrane transport; melanin biosynthetic process; melanocyte differentiation. NCBI's taxonomy places the organism in Eukaryota, Metazoa, Chordata, Testudines, Emydidae.